AUGAAUUUGGAUUUGAAGGGCCCAGGUUCCAACAACUUCUUGCCUAUGGAAAUUCAGAUCCUGCUAGAUAAGUGGCUGUGCAGCAGGACCCAAGCCAUGGAUCACAGCAAAGCAAUCCGGGAGCAGCUCUCAACUAAGAACAUCGUCGAAGCGGCCAAGAAGGUGAUCAGCCGCUACAACCUCAGGGCCAUAAAGACAAACAAGGACAUCGACGCGACGAACAAUGCAACAUGGGAUAAAUUCCUGGCUAAAGAGAUCACUGACGACCAAGCCACAGAGAUGUACCUGAAGCGUAUUCCUCUAGCUGAAGGCCAUCCCACAGCGACGUGGGCGAAGCGGUUCAAGGACAGAUUUGGCUGGCGUACCAAGAGGCUGUCUGCGCCUGGGGACGCGCUCCCGCUGAACCACUGGAAAGUGGUGCAAUGGAGACGGGGUUGGACAGAGGAUCUUGCCAGGGCCAACGUGGACGAGCGCCUUGUCUUGAACUAUGACCAGGUUUGGCGCAUUGUGCAUCGCGGGAGCCAGGUAAAGCUAUACAAGGCACGGGACCGAUCAGGACGCCAGCUCGAUGGGCUGUCGCGCAAGCAGCAGUUCAUGGCGAGAGAGGCUCGGGGAUCUCUGGCUAUGCUCAAGAAGAAAGCCUACGACGAGGCCAACACCUACCUGGACUACGAGUGCCUGGGCGAUUCCACUGAUGAGGAAGUCGAGGCCGAUCCUGACUUCGUCUCCAACAUCCCUGUGGCCGGGGCCCGGCUGCCACAUACCUGCGUCACCUCAGUGUGGGCCAGCGGCCACACAGGGCCCCUCAUCUACGUGUUCGGGUCGAACGGGCCACUCAAGGCGAGCACCGUCGCUGAGCUGAACAACAAGUACCAGGGGGAAAUCUUCUGCAUGAUGAGCGGCAUAGCUACCCACUUCAUGGACACAGAUUCAACUCUGCGCAUGUGGGAGGGUGCCUUUGCACCAGCCUUCGCCCAGCGCCGCAAGGAUUUGGGCUUGACGCGCGCCGUCAGAGGGGCCCUAGUCUAUGAUUCAUUCUCGGGAAACGAGGGGAGCGGUGGGAAUGUCCAGCGCGAGAAGUUCCUGGAGGACCACAACCUGAUCGCGAAGCAGAUUCUUCCGCACGGCACCGCU
Prorocentrum cordatum is the source of this 1134-nucleotide messenger RNA. NCBI's taxonomy places the organism in Eukaryota, Dinophyceae, Prorocentrales, Prorocentraceae. The record is from the annotation of a GenBank genome assembly.